Molecule: messenger RNA, 1532 nt
Organism: Cydia splendana
Lineage: Eukaryota; Metazoa; Arthropoda; Insecta; Lepidoptera; Tortricidae
Product: acyl-CoA Delta(11) desaturase-like
Exons: 4
Coding region: 287-1279 (330 amino acids)
Biological process (GO): unsaturated fatty acid biosynthetic process
Cellular component (GO): endoplasmic reticulum membrane
Molecular function (GO): iron ion binding; stearoyl-CoA 9-desaturase activity
Source: RefSeq, a predicted model, not a curated record
ACAAUAGCACUUCUUCCGUGAGCGACCAAACACAAUACACUCACUUUUCAUAGUUUAACCGGACUGUUGGCAGUUGCCUGACAUUAUUCAUUUAGGUCCAGUUGCAGCGAGAUCAAGUGUUGUUCUCAACAGGAAGACCCACUAGUUCAUUAUUAGACUAUCUCCAUCUUUGGGAUACCUUAAGUUAGCAACAAUAAGUUGGCAUAUAAAAAUAUCGCAACGCAAAAGUAUUCAGUAUUAUUAAAAUAUGCUAAGAAAGUGUAAACAUAGCUGAUGAGCAUGCGAAAUGGCUCCUUACGAGAAAGACAUGGAUGCCCCCCUAACAGAGGCUUCAGUUCUGGCGCCGCAGGCCGCCCCUCGACGGUACUCCGUGGUGUAUCCCGCCGUAGCCACCAUGCUGUUCUGGCACCUAAGCGGAAUCUACGGGCUGUGUCUGUGCUUAUUUUAUGCUAAGUGGGCUACGAUUUUGUUCAAUACCAUACUCUACAUAUGCGCUAUGCUGGGCGUCACAGCGGGCGCGCAUCGGCUGUGGGCGCAUCGCUCCUACAAGGCGACCCUGCCGCUGCAGGUGUUGCUCAUGCUGUUCCAGAGCCUUGCCUACCAGCACUCGGCGCUUCGCUUCGCUCGGGACCACAGGGCCCACCACAAGUUCAGCGACACGGACGCGGACCCAUACAACCCCGCGCGCGGGUUUUUCUUCGCGCACAUCGGCUGGCUGCUGGUGCGCAAACACCCGCAGGCCAUUACCAAAGGGAGGGGGAUACACGUGGACGACCUGUACCAGAACCCCGUGCUGGUCUUCCAGAACAAGUACAGUUUCCACCUCACCAGCUUACUUGCAUUCGUGCUACCUGCGCUCGCCCCAACCUACUUCUGGCAGGAGACCCUGACGACCGCGCACCACGUGUCCGUGCUCCGCGUCCUCGCCGUCUGGCACGCGUUCUUCACCACCAACAGCGCCGCCCACAACCACGGCUACAGGCCCUAUGAUAAACGCAUCAUGCCGACACAAAACCUUCCUGUAACCCUCAUCACUCUUGGUGAAGGAUUCCAUAACUUCCAUCAUGUGUUCCCCUUCGAUUACCGAGCGGCUGAACUUGGGAAUAAUUGUUUGAAUCUUACAACGAGGUUUAUAGAUUUUUUUGCGUGGCUCGGGUGGGCGUACGAUUUGAAGCAUGCGUCUCCUGAUGUCAUAGCGAAGAGAUCGAACAAGACUGGAGAUGGAACUGAUCUGUGGGGGCGAGCCAAGGAGGAUGUUGUGAGUGAUUCUUCUAAAUAAUUUUUAAGAGCAGACAUGUGAUGAAGAUGUAAGUUGUGAACUCGAUACGGAAGAAGACUACCUAAUACUUACCUAAUACCUACAGUUUAUUACACCUUACAGUAACAGUUUAUUGUGUUGUAGAUACAUAUUAUCAUAUACCUACCUACACAUAAUCACAUCGGUACACAUUUGCAAAACAACGAGGAGCCUGACUCAAACAUAGCAAAUAAAAAGAAACUACCCAUGCUGGUCUACAAUUCAUAUUUUUCAU